CCGGGUCGCUCACUCGCUCGCUCUUGAAAACCCGCAGCUUUCCCGUGUUCCCACAUCUCUCCCCUCUGCCUCUAGGCUCUAGCAGUCUAGCCACUCCACUCUCCUCGCGCACCAGUGCAGUGCGCCACCAAGAAACUGCUCCCACAGCUCCCCAUGAGCUCCGACGCCGAAUGCGCAGCAGCUCAGGCCGCCGCCCCCGAUGCGGCGGGCGGCGGCAGGGCGGAGAUCGACACGUCCGCGCCGUUCGAGUCCGUGCGGGAGGCCGUCGACAGGUUCGGCGGCAGCGCCGCCUGGAGCUCCGACCUCGUCAGGCGCAUGUUCGCGCCCUCCAAGAAACAUGAACACUCUGAACAAGCUGCAGAGGCCAUCAACGCAGAGGAGCAGGCUGCACAGCUAGAAAACGAGCUGGCUGUCAAAGAGAGGGAAACUCUUGAUGUGCUCAAGGAACUGGAGGCAACCAAGAAAAUCAUAGCAGACCUGAAACUCAAGAUACAGAAGGAAGCCACUGAAACAUCCCCUGAAGAAGCUGCGAAGUCUGAUGAAGCUGAUCAGGUUUCUGAGGCAGGACCUGAAGAGCAGCAGCCUGAAAACAUCAAUGUAGAUGUGGACAUGGAAGGUGCAGAGGAAAAUCAUUCAGGUUCAGUUUCGGCAGAACUUGAGCAGGCAAAGGCAAGCCUGAACAGAACUACAGGUGAUCUGGCUGCAGUGCGGGCUGCAGUUGAGCUACUGCGAAAUAGCAUAACAAAAGAAAAAUUGUUACUUGAAAGAGGCCGAGAAAAGCUCUCCUCUAACACUUCAUUGGUUUCUUCUCUGGAGGAUGAGCUGGAUCAGGCAGCACAAAAGAUGGAAACGCUGAAGGAUCUGCAGAGGAGACGAAAAGACCCCUCGGACAUUUUUAUGGAGAUCAAGAAAAUGACCACUGAGGUGCAGCAGCUCAGGAGCAUGGCAAAUGAUUCAAAAUCUGAAGCUAUGGUGUUGGCUGCAGAAAUUGAGCAGGCAAAGGCCAGCAUUAGCACAGCUGAGGUCAGGUGCAUUGCAGCCAGAAAGAUGGAAGAUGCAGCUAGAGCAGCAGAAGCCCUUGCACUUGCCGAGAUCAAAGCACUACUGAGCAGUGAAAGUUCUUUCGAAGGUGACACUGCUUCUGACGGAGUAACUCUCUCGAUGGAGGAGUAUUUCACACUGUGUUCCAAAGCUCUUGAAGCUGAUGAAAACUCCAGGAAGAAAGCAGAAGACGCCAUGCUGCAGGUAGAUGUAGCUAACAAUUCAGAGUCUGAGUCGGUUAAGAGGCUCGAGGAUGCCAAAGUAGAGGUUGAGGAAUGCAAGAAGGCACUACAAGAGGCCCUAAAGAGGGUAGAGGCUGCAAACCAUGGGAAACUUGCGGUGGAAGAGAUUCUUCGUAGAUGGAAAUCUGAGAGUGGACACAAAAAGCGAUAUCUUGGUGGCUCCCCAAAAUUCAAAAAUGUAGCUCACCGUCGCGAAUAUUCGCACACCACAGAUAUGAUUUCUGAUGUUUCAAAUAGAUCACACAAACCAACAUUAUCAAUAGGGCAGAUACUGAGUAUGAAGUUAAUGGGACCUGAUGGGUAUGACAAAAGUGUUUGGGAUGACAAAGCAAGCGAGAUACCAGAUAUCUCACUUGGUCAGAUUCUAAACAGGAGUGGUGUUUUGUGCAGAGAAGAUAUGGCUACUCGCAAAAGAAUUUCAGGAAAGAGGAAGAAGUUUGCAUUGACUGGCCUUUCUGUUCUCUUGGCGAAGCAAUCAAAGAACAAGAAGAAGAGAGAAUCCUUUUAAACUGAUAUAAGUUGCCCCAAAAAUAUCAGUGUUGCACUUUAUAGUAUUGUAAUAUGUAGAUGUAGUUCAACCUUGUCAUUAGUACUAGUUAACUAUAUCAGAUGUUUUAUAUGAGGAAUGAGGUUGUUUUAUAUGAGGAAUGAGGUAGUACAUUUAGUUCAUCAUGUUAAAGUACCGGUAGCAAUUUUUGCUGCUAAUUAGAGUAGUGACUAGCAGUUCUCUGCUAUGUAUGCUAUUGAGAUCUACGUAAUUGGAUCCAAGUUUUACC
This is a messenger RNA of Sorghum bicolor (sorghum), 2059 nucleotides long. RefSeq names its product WEB family protein At2g38370. The transcript is spliced from 2 exons. NCBI's taxonomy places the organism in Eukaryota, Viridiplantae, Streptophyta, Magnoliopsida, Poales, Poaceae. The record is from RefSeq and is a predicted model, not a curated record. Bases 154 to 1791 code for a protein of 545 amino acids.